Nicotiana tabacum (common tobacco) is the source of this 666-nucleotide messenger RNA. NCBI's taxonomy places the organism in Eukaryota, Viridiplantae, Streptophyta, Magnoliopsida, Solanales, Solanaceae. The record is from RefSeq and is a predicted model, not a curated record.
AUGGCAAAAGCAUACACACAAACUGAAUUUGACAGUCUGAUGGAGAAGGUGGAGAAGGUAGAUAUUAGGGUGAAAGAAUACUUAGAGUUAGCUCGAUACAAAAAGUGGGCUAGGUUGUAUGCACCUGUUAACAGGGGAUGGACAAUGACGUCAAAUAUUGCUGAGUCAAUCAAUGCCACACUAGUUUUAGCAAGGGAAUUGCCAAUAUACAACUUCCUUGAAGAAGUGGUACCAUCAACUGAAUACUUACAUACGGUUAACGAUGGAGGGAGGAAUUACACAGUCUGCCUGUUAGAGAGAAAAUGUGUUUGUGGGAGGUUCCAAGUUGAUGAAUUGUCAUGCCCACAUACUUGGGUUGUAUUGAAGAGCAAGUUUCUAAUGCCAGAAGAAUAUUGCUCUAACUAUUACAAACCAAAUACUGUUGUAAUGACAUACGAUGUGCCUGUGUACCCGCUACCGGACAGAAAUGAUUGGAAUAUACCAGCACAUGUUGCAGAGGAGGUUGUACUACCACCCAAAUGGAAAAGACGUCCUGGAAGGCCAAAGAAGAAGUGCGAUAAACCUUUAAGUGAAUUGCUGCAGCCGAAAAAUCAACAUUCAUGUAGCAUAUAUGGGCUUGGAGGACAUAACAAGCGAACGUGUAGAAAUGCUCCACGUAAUAAAUAA